CGCGCCCCGCGCCUGCCUCCCCAGCCCGGCCCGGCCAGGCGCUGCCCACCCGAGGGAGUCCGCGCCCCGCGACCGCCCGACCCUCCACCCGCCCCACGAGCCGGGCACCUGUGCCAGCCCUGCUGAAUAACCGAGGAGACCUACGGAGCGAUCACCAUGAGUAUCUCAGCUCUCGGUGGCAGCACCAAAGGGAAGCCUCUGCCACCUGGCGAGGAGGAGCGCAAUAAUGUCCUCAAGCAAAUGAAAGUGCGAACCACGCUGAAGGGGGACAAGAGCUGGAUCACCAAGCAGGACGAAUCGGAGGGCUGCACCAUAGAGCUGCCGUCAGGCCGGAGUCGUGCCACAUCCUUCUCAUCCGCUGGGGAGGUUCCAAAGUCCAGGCCUCCGAGCACCAGGGCUCCCACUGGCUACAUCAUCCGGGGAGUGUUCACCAGGCCUAUAGACAGCUCUUCCCAGCCUCAGCAGCAGUUCCCCAAGGCCAAUGGGACUACGAAAAGUGCUGCCACUCUGGUGAGAACACCUAACACCGGUCCUCCCCGCCCUUCCUCCUCUGGCUACAAGAUGACCACUGAGGAUUACAAGAAGCUGGCACCCUACAAUGUCAGGCGCAGCUCUACCUCAGGGGACACCGAGGAGGAGGAGGAGGUGCCUUUCUCGUCAGAUGAACCGAAACGGAGCACUCCUACACAGGAGACACAGGCUCCGUUUAUUGCGAAGAGGGUGGAGGUGGUGGAAGAGGACGGGCCUUCAGAGAAGAGCCGCGGCCCACCUGCUCUGGCAAGAUCCACUCCUAGCUCAAACAGGUCUUCCCCAGGCCACAAAGACAAGGAGGCUCCCUGCUCCAGAGAGCUCCAGAGGGACUUGGCUGGCGAGGAGGCCUUCAGGGGCCCCAACACAGAUGAUGAAAGGUCAAGUGCACAGUUGAGUGAUGGCAAUGUGGGAUCCGGAGCCCCGGGCUCCCGGCUUGAAGGCGUGGCUGCAGUAGACAUCGGCUCCAAGAGAGAAAGGUGAGCUGCCCAGGGGAGGCAUGUUCUCUCAUGCCCCUGGUGACAGG
This is a messenger RNA of Saimiri boliviensis boliviensis (Bolivian squirrel monkey), 1054 nucleotides long. Lineage: Eukaryota; Metazoa; Chordata; Mammalia; Primates; Cebidae. The record is from RefSeq and is a predicted model, not a curated record.